Molecule: messenger RNA, 2508 nt
Organism: Pogona vitticeps (central bearded dragon)
Lineage: Eukaryota; Metazoa; Chordata; Lepidosauria; Squamata; Agamidae
Source: RefSeq, a predicted model, not a curated record
CUCCCUUUUCAUUAAAUAGAAACGAGAGGAAGGGAAAUAAGGCGACUCGUAGAGUUACCACCAAUGGGCUGCUCCCGGAGUACCACGUGGCCAGACUUCGAUCCAAUCAAGACUCACUGGUUUCAGAUUCAAACUGUCCCAAUGGUGUGCAUGUUGUGUUUGCCGGUCCCCGUGGAAACUGCCCGAUGAGCGUUCUCCUAUCGUGGCGGUCGAUGGAAGCGCGACUUGUCGGGCCUGGGCCGUACCGGGCCACCCGGCUGUGGAAUGAGACCAUUGAGCACUUUCGAGAUGGAAUGCCAUUACGGAGACAUCGUUGCCACUUCAAGAGCUAUGACCGUUGCUUCACAGCUACAGAGGCAGUGGACUGGUUACACAGACUCCUGAGGCACAACCAAAAUUUUAGCCCAGAUGUUACUCGGGCUCAAACAGUUCAGCUCCUUAAAAAGUUCCUGAAGAAUCAUGUCAUUGAAGAUAUAAAAGGAAGGUGGGGCAAAGAAGAUUUUGAAGACAAUGGUCACUUAUAUAGUAGCUUGCAGAAAACUUUAGGUUUGGAUUCUCUGAAUGAUGUGCUGGACACUAAAUUUGUGAAUCCAAAGCAUAUAAUUCAAAAUGUGUAUAAUGUCAACAAGCAGGGGGUUGUCAUUUUGGAAGAUAAAUCAGAAGAACUUCCUCACUGGGUGCUGUCAGCAAUGAAGUGCUUGGCAAAUUGGCCCACGUGUCCAGAUAUGAAACAACCAACUUAUUCAGGCUUUGAAAGAGAUGUCUUUAGAACCAUAGUGGAUUAUUAUGGACACAUGAAAGAGCCUCUUCUUACUUUCCAGUUCUUUGAUCUAUUUGUUAGUGUGUUAGGUCUUCUACAGAAAGAGAAACUGGCCAUUGAAGCACUGCAGAUUUGUUGUCUUCUUCUACCCCCGGCAAAUCGUCGAAAGCUACAACUACUGAUGACUAUGAUGGCCAGGAUCAGCUCAAAUAGGGAUCUGCCACCUCUCUCUGAUACGGCUGGGACAAGAACACUAAUGGUCCAAGCCUUUUCUCACUGUAUACUUUGUUCCAAGGAUGACGUAGACUUAGAUGAACUACUAGCUGCCAAACUGGUAUCAUUUCUGAUGGGCAAUUAUCAUGAGAUCUUAAAUGCUUCCCCUGCCCUGAAAUUUGCAGUAGAGGAGCACAUAGCACAUUUACGAAGAGUUCAGAUAAAAUAUCCAGGAGCUGAUACUGAUGCAACUUUUCCUGCUCCAUCAUUUUGUCACCAAAUCAGCACUGAUGAAUUUGAACACCAAAGAGCAAAUAGCUGUCAAGAGCAGUUGACCAGAUUAUUGGAAGAAAUUGCCAUGAAUACAGAAAUGUCCACCAAAGAGAAGAAGAAAAAGUUGAAACAGUUUCAGAAAUCAUAUCCAGAAGUAUACAAGAAGCGAUUUCCUACUCCUGAAAGUGAAGCUGUGUUAUUUCCAGAAAAAAGCAAACAGAAGCCACUGCUGUUGGCAUGGGCGUUCAGAAAGCCAUUGCAGCCAUUUCAAAGGACAAGAAGCUUUAGGACAAGAAGCUUUAGGACAUAGGACUAUGAAUGAGCUGGAUCUCAGUAAUGGUUGCAUUUGUGCAUUUGAAACAGUUGGGAUUUCAUUAAACUACUGAAAGCAUGUCUAAUGUGGGGGGAAAACUGGAACAGAAGACUGCUGUACUGAGCCAUUAUCAGUAUUUUGUAAAUCUACUGAGCUGGAUCCAGACUUAGUUAUGCUUAGAACAAGUCCAUUGAGAUCAGUAGGAAGAGUAAAUAACAAAUGUUCUGCUGAUUUCAAAGGCUGUACUAUAAUUAUGACUGUCUCUGGAUUCCAUCCUUUAUGUUUUUUCCUUGUUUGUUAGCUUUGAUGUUUUUUUAAAAAUGUUAGCAGAAAUCCUGUUCAUGCAGCUACACUUCAUAAGGCUCAUGAUGUCCAGAUGGUGGCGAUUUUCAGAAAGUAAAUAUUUCUCCCAUGGCCCCCAAUGGACUCCCCAUACUGAAAGGAGUGAAGGCGGGGGGGAUUAUUUCCAAAAACUGGAGCUGUACAAACAGGAUUUCGGUCAAUGAGAUGGAAGCUUGUUGUCCAUGUUUUUGUAUUCCCCUCUCAAAAAGCUACAAUUCAGUCAUGAAACCUCUAGGCAAAGGUUGGCAUGUGAUUUUAGACUGAAGCACUCAGCAUCUCACUUAUAUGUUAGCUAAGGCUGAUUUUGUUCUAACUGAAAAACUAGUAAUUUAAUUCAACCCAAUUCAAGACCUUAAUCUAUGAUUUGAAAAAAAAAAAGACUAUCUGAUUAUCCUGCAACCAAUCCAGAGCCUUUUAAAAAAAUCCUCCAUCCCCAGACAUUCUGACUGCUGACAUAGCCCCCCUGUAUUAGAUGAAAAAUUUCCAAAGUGGUUUGACAGAAAAAGGGUAAAUGAAAGAGGGAAACAUGGAAAAAAGUAAAAUGUUUUGUGUCUCUCUGUUUCUUUAACAUGAAACAUUUGUGUUUAAGAAACACUCUUUAAGAAUA